Molecule: messenger RNA, 4404 nt
Organism: Etheostoma cragini (Arkansas darter)
Lineage: Eukaryota; Metazoa; Chordata; Actinopteri; Perciformes; Percidae
Gene: gpr37l1a
Product: G protein-coupled receptor 37 like 1a
Exons: 2
Coding region: 230-1894 (554 amino acids)
Biological process (GO): positive regulation of MAPK cascade; adenylate cyclase-inhibiting G protein-coupled receptor signaling pathway
Cellular component (GO): signaling receptor complex; plasma membrane
Molecular function (GO): G protein-coupled peptide receptor activity
Source: RefSeq, a predicted model, not a curated record
AAAACCGGAAGCUCUCUGUUGUAGUCAGUCUGUCUUGAUACUGAUGAAUAACAAGUGCUGAAGUGAGCAGCAAACUCACAGCUUCUCCAUCGGGACCGGACUGAGGUCCGACUGUGAGAGAAAUUUUAUGGACUUUGUUUUUAUUCCUGGAGUAAAAGUAGGCGUUUCAUCACAUGUCUGUGAAAGAAACAGAUAACACGGACCAGUUACAUUUAGUUCAACGGUAAAAAUGAGUCCGGUUUUUGUUCUUUUGCUAAUCUGUAUGCGGACCGCGGACCUCCGUCACGUCCGCAGAGCCCACACAGCCGGGGAGGUUCAGGCGGGGUCCGCGCAUGAUACGCAGCAGACGGAGGGUGCUGAAACACAGGAGCCUCUCUCACCGGGCAGGACUAAUCUAGACCCGGUUGAAAGUCCGAGAGUUCCCGACCUGAAACGAGUUGCCCGAGGAGCGAAGGAUGGGAAUUUUAGGAAAAAGGACCCUCACUCACCGAGCAGUUAUAUGCCUCCGCGACGGUAUGACGACCCGAGCGGCUACUUUACCACACCGCGGCCACCCGUCUCAGCAUGGCCGGGUAACUCCUCGUCAGGCAGCGGGUCAGGGCUCCUCAACCCGCUGUUCCCGGGCACUGACGGCUCCUACUGGGCGUACGCAGUCAUGCUGCUCGCGCUCGUGCUGUUCGCAGCAGGCAUCGUCGGGAACCUUGCGCUCAUGUGCAUCGUGUGGCAUAACUUCUACCUGAAGAGCACGUGGAACUGCGUCCUGGCGGGUCUAGCGUUCUGGGAUUUCCUCGUGCUGUUCUUCUGCCUUCCCGUGGUGGUGUUCCACGAGCUUACCUUGAAGAGGUUGUUAGGAGACCUGUCCUGUCGGCUUGUUCCCUAUCUGGAGGUGUCCUCUCUGGGUGUGGCAACAUUCAGCCUCUGUGCUCUGAGUAUUGACCGCUUCCAAGCGGCCACCGGUCCCGGGCCCCUUCAGACGCCCAAGGUGGAGCCCUGCCAGUCCAUCCUAGCUAAGCUGUCUGUCAUCUGGGUGGGCUCCAUGGUGCUGGCUGCCCCUGAGCUGCUGCUGUGGCAGCUCCUCCAGGAGACCGUCAGCCUGCCGACGCAGAGCCAGCAGGGAGGCUCGCUGAUGGACGUCUUUGGGGCCAGACCAGGCACGUUUAAGGUGGAUACCUGUGUCCGUGAGCCGUCUGCGGAGCUCCCAGAGAGCAUCUACUCUCUGGUGCUGACCUACCACGAGGCCCGCAUGUGGUGGGUCUUUGGGUGCUACCUCUGUUUGCCACUGCUCUUCACUCUGGCUUGCGAUUUAGUGACGAGACAAGUGUUAGCCCAGCGUCUACCGCAGAAACCCGCCGGUGACAAGGUGACCAGCAGAUGCUCCUCCUCCUCUUCAGCUUCCUCCUCGUCUAAGAAAAAGCAGCAUACUCGAGAGCAGAGGCUGCGCUCCACCGUGAUGGCGCUCACCAUCUUGUACGUCAUAUGUAACCUGCCGGAGAGCAUUUGUAACAUCACCCUGGCAUACGUCUCUGUAAAUGUUUUAGCCGCGCUCCCGGCUCUGGCUCUGCCAGCGCUGAGUCUGAUUGGACAGUUCCUGCUGUUUGUGCGUUGCUCGGCGACGCCGGUGCUGCUGCUGUGCCUGUGUCACUCGCUCGGCCAAGCCUUCAUGGACUGCUGCUGCUGCUGCUGUGAAGAGUGCCUCCCCACCGGCACCUCCUCGUCAUCCUCAUCUGCCUCAACCACCGUCACCUCCAACCUCUCCUCGCCCACAUCGCCCACUCCAUCCUCCCUGUCGCCUUCCAGCAAAGAUGAGACGAUGAAGAGCUUGUUGGCGACCGAACCAGCCGUCUGCUACGACAGGGUGAAAGACUCUUCAACAGUUAUGGGCACGCCCUGCUGAGGUCCAGAACUGCAUUUAACACAUGUAACUUUAAAGGAUCAUUUAGGUUUACAACAACUUGUUUUUUUUUUCUUGUAGGUUUGUCCAUCAUUUUUUCAGUUAUGAUAAUAUUAUACUCCCCAAGAUAAUAGUGGAGAUCUUGGGGCACUAGAAGAAGACCUACAGGUCGAGAAACAUUAGUAGUCUGAUGAUUAAACAAGUUGGAGACAAAAGUAUGUGGACGGCUCUGUCUCAGUCUGUCUUUCCUCGUUUUGCCUAGGUCUCUUAUGCUACAUUUCCACUGCAUGGUACAGCGUGGCUUCACUCAAGUCGACUCACUUGAAACUGUUCUUAACUGGUUUUCCGUUAGCAAGAGUUGUGGAAGUUGUGUGUGGUAGCAGCAGUGCAGAUGUUCCCGUGUUUGGUUGCCGAUAAGAGGAUCUAGCGAGUGUCACGUUGAAGAUGAUGUCGCAGCAGUUCCACGUGGGGUGGCUAAAUCAUCAGCUAAAAAUCACAUCUACACCGAGGGGUACUGUCUGCAGUGGAAAACGACAUAGAGAAAAAUACUGGUACUAAAAGUGGGUUGAGUCGAGCCGGACCAUGCAGUAUUUGACCCUAUAAAGGGAUAACCGUGUGAGUCCAACUUUGUGGUAACAGUUACAAUAAUUUAUAACGUAAUAAUUAUAAGUUAUACCGUUUAUUGAUUAUUGAUUGGAAUUACAAUUUAGACUCUGUUUUGUUAGUAAUCACUACACACAGGCGUGAAAUACACACAAAUACACACAUGCUUAGGACCUAAUCAUGCACAAAUGGAGAGAUGUCAGAGUCAGUGGGCUGCCAAUGCUGGAACAGCACUGUUUGGGGGGGGGGUGCCUUGUUCAAGAGCACCUGGCAGUGUGGUGAAGUGGCAUCUCUCCAGCUACCAAUCCACACUCUGUACUUUCGUAAGUACAGGGACUUGAACCAGCAAGUGGUUCCCAACCCCACUCCCUACGGACUGAGCUACCCCCAGUUUGUUGAAGGAAGGCCUUUUCCUGUUUUAACGUGACAUGGCCUCCGUGCACAAAGCAAGCUUCAUAAAGAAAUGGUUUUCCGAGUUUAGUGUGGAAGAACUUAACUGCCCAAAGCCCCAAGCCCUGACCUCAACCCCCUUCCAUCACUUUUGGGAGGAACUGUCCAACCUCACUAAUGCUCUUGUGACUGAAAUGGGAGCAAAUCUCUGCGGCCAGGUUGAACAUCUGGUCGACAACGAUGUUCAACAAUCACGUAAUGUUGGCUUGGUCACAUACUCAUGAUCAUCUAAACCACUUUAUGUGGCAGGUUUUAUUGAAGGUGAAACUGGAAGGACAGAAGGGUUAAAGUUAAAGCAGGAUGUGCGUCUGUAAGCUGGGGUGGAUGUUGACAUUGUUGACUCAUUUUCUCUUCCAAGUGAAGUUUGUUUACCUUUCUUUACCUGUCAGACUUGUUUUUAGUGAAAUCACUAAAUCGCAGCUAUUAACUUGGCUUGUACAAAGUUAUCAUCACUGAUAGACAUGAUGGAUAAAACUACCAACAUGAAACCGGAGUUGGAAUAGAUGGAAUACUCCUUUAAUCUAAGUCUGUAUGAACUGGUGGUGUGGAGCCACUGUCUGGAGCUACAUUAUAGUUUAGUGUUGUCCAUUUGUGACGGGUUUAAUCCUUUUAUUUUAGGACUCAUUAUUGUUUUGCAUGUUUUUUUUUAAAUUCUUUAAUGCUCAUUCAGGAUCUUAGUAUCAUCCGCUCAAAGUACUGUAUGAGAUAGAAACACAUCAUUUGAGUUUGGGGGAGUUUUAAGAUGGCUUAUGUCAGCAGACUGACAGACUGCUGGGAACUUUUAGUUUUUUAACAUGAUUUUGCUGUUUUAGUGAGACAGCAAAUUAAAAAUAGGAUGACAUCCUAUCAGUCAAUUAAGUUUAAAGUUUGACUUGUUUUAUAACUUUUCUGUUUAGUAAAGUUUAGAUUUUCUUACUUUUGUGUCACCUGUGAGUAAUUCUUCUGUCUGGUAUACACAUUAUUAACUGAUGCAAACAGAGCUGUUGGAGAAUGCCCUUCCUGUUUUUACAGAGCCUUUUAUUAAUCUAAUAAUUGGAAUAGAAAUGGGCAUAAUGGAUUUGAACUUCCGUUCAGCAAAAACUCUGAAAGUGCUCUUUCUGAUUCUCAUUUUAUGAAUUUGGGUUUUAUACAUCUUUAUGGUAGGUUUUCAUUGGAUUUAGUUUUAGUAUUAGAAUCACAUUUUAAAAGACAAGUCUGCUCAUUUUCAAUAUUUUCAUCAUAGUCAACCAAUCUCAUGGCAAGACCAAAACCAACAAUGAAUUGAUCCUCUUACACGACUUGUCUGUAUAUCCAAAGCUUGGCAUGUCUUCCUCCUCUGGGCCAUAGAAAUCCAAAAUGUUGUCCAAAAACACAUUGAUGAUCCACACUGUUGCACUGAGUGACUAUGUACACAAACUAGUUUAUUUUGUCCCCAACAAAGGCACUUGCAUUUGUCCUGAUUGUCCUCCUUGAGUUAAGUC